This is a messenger RNA of Pomacea canaliculata, 2345 nucleotides long. RefSeq names its product C-C chemokine receptor type 1-like. The transcript is spliced from 2 exons. NCBI's taxonomy places the organism in Eukaryota, Metazoa, Mollusca, Gastropoda, Architaenioglossa, Ampullariidae. Gene Ontology annotation, molecular function: G protein-coupled peptide receptor activity. Gene Ontology annotation, cellular component: membrane. The coding region runs from base 351 to 1463 and encodes 370 amino acids. The record is from RefSeq and is a predicted model, not a curated record.
AAAAAAAUUGCCUCGGGAAGAAACAUCGUCGCAGGCAUUUAUCUAUUAGCAGUCACGAAUAUAGAUAAACAAACACACACAAAAUAGACGUGCACACGGAUACACAAUCACGUUUACACGCACACCAAAGCAGCUCACUUCUCCCUCCCUCAAAACUAAAUAAAAAAGGAAGAAAAUAGUUGAGAGGUUUGCUAAUGAUCGGGUACACACCAGUCAAUUAAAGUGUCGACACCCCCACACCCUGCAGCGAGAUAAAAGCUGCCGAGCUCUUGCUUCUAAAACUUCGGCAACAUGUCGGUCAAUGUGAUGUUUAAUGCCGAGUCUGUCGGAAAAAGGUUCUGCCUCUAAGCAUGCAGACCGUGCUGAAGGAUUUGUACCUACUGUACGACAUCACCACAAACACUCACAACUCAACAGACAACAGCAAUGUCGACUUUCCAGAGGGAUGCAUACCCGUGAUAACCACCGACCACCCGGAGGACCCUAUCACCCACGCCACCGAGCAGUUGAUCGCCAAGGUGCGGGGGGUCAGCCUCAUGCCUGUCCUCUUCGUAUUCGGGGUGGCGGGUACCUGCACCAGCAUCGCUUCCUUCUACAAGCAGGGCCUCAACCACCGGAUCAACCUGUGUCUGUUCAGCCUCGAAACAGUAAACUUCAUCAACGUCGCCUAUCUCUUCCUCCUUAACGUCGACAGCUUGUAUCGGCCAAUCGACGACGGUCUCUACGGUGUCGUCUUCGCUCACAUCGUCAACAGCAAGAUGCUGGGGAUGCUGGGAUUCAUGUAUGGCACCAUGUACCUGUCGGCUCUGGUUGCCUGGGAACGCUGUCUGACCGUGUUGUUUCCCUUGCAUUCCAAGUCUCUACUCAGCAUCAGAACCAUGGCCAUCCUCAUUCUCCUCGGCUCUGUCAUCACCAUUCUUCCUUUCUUCUUUGUCGCCGCGUGGUACGAGGCAGUCUGCUUUUACGAUCUCGUAAACAAAAGAUCGACGAUAGGAGUCUCAAUUAACGAAAUGUAUUUUGAGCAUAAAGCAAUAAUAAGUAGUGUGGAAGGUAUUUAUUAUGGCAUCAUAUUGUCUCUCGGCAUACCCAUCGUCGUGCUCAUCGCGACCAUCAUCACCGGUGUCAAACUAAGACAAACAGUCAGCUUUCGCAAGCAAACGUCGUCUGUUGACGGCGGGAAAGAAACGGCUGUGACGAAAAUGUUGUUAGUUUUGUCAGUCGUGUUCCUCGUCACUUCCAUUCCCAAUAUCAUCGUUAGAGUUAUCCCCCUCUUCGAACCGGAAGUACGCGCCGACGGUCGCUACAAAAACUCCUUUCUUGUUCUUGUGAGUGGCACUGAGGUCGGCAGCAUCAUGUACAGUUGUGUCAACUUCUUUAUUUAUUAUUUUGCCGGAACCAAAUAUCGACAAACUGUUCACGAGCUUUAUGGCUGCAGUCGCUUGAAAAAGUUGUUUACCAAAUAACUGGGACUAGGCGCAGACCUUCAAUAUCCCCCAUGGUGCCAAAUGUUAAAACAAAUUAUUCAAUCAUCAUUUGUCGUUGAUAAUUGUUUACUUCUGUUAAAAUCCACGAACCGGUAUCACUUUAAUGGUGGUAGGAAGACUCAUUUCUUAACCUCAGGUUCUUGAUGCGCUGUCAUUCAAACAUUCCGUCCUGUAAAAGAAUUAAUUAACGGAUUCCAGAUGACACGAGUCCACUGUCAUGUGUUCAAAACCCAGCAAAGCUCUGUGUACGAAAGAAACUUUUUCAGUAGUCUUUGUCUAGUUUCACUUAACAUGACACGACAACGAAAAUCUUUCAUUCUCAUUGUUUUCUGUUAAAAUUAAACUGAAGAGAUAGAGAAAAGUUUCAAGAUGUAGUAGAUGAAAUAUUUCAGCUGCUGGGAUGAUUCGUUCAGACUUGCAGAUCAUACAGGUGAGAGAAGCAGCCUUCAGUAUUCACUAGCUUUGUCAAUGUGUUUGACUCUGAGGUUGAGAAUUCGUGGGUAUAUAAAAUUCCACCCAGCAUUAACUGGGGGAGUCUAAAAGGCAGCGGGGGGAUUCUGUACCCUCCACACUUCCCCACUUUCCCGGGUAGGAUGUAUACUGUAACAAUUCUGAGGAACAAAAACAAACAGAGAGAAUCAUCGUUGUUAGUGAAGUGUCACAUACAGGAGGACAUCCCACAGCCUGGUGGUUGGCCUGAUGGAGUCUGAGUGACAUUAUCUAGCAUGAAGAUGAUAUACAGUAUCUACAUUUGUAGUGUUGACUAAGCAGGUGAGGAUGGACACGUUGAGAUUGUCAAAACGCACAUGUAUAUUUUUAGCUGUAGUAAGCUGAGUAAUAUUGUGUAAUGUAAGUAAUGAU